AUGUGGGCGGCCCGGGGCGGGCACUGCGACGUCAUGAAGUUGCUGCUGGAGCAGGGCUUCGACCUCAGCCGCAGAGACGAGGACUCCAACACCGUGGCGGACCACGCCAGGGAGUAUCUGGAGGUCAGGUCGGCGCUGCGCCAGGUCGCCGACGCCAGCGGCGCGCUCCUUGGCGCCGCGCAGCGCGGCGACGUUCGUGCGGCGCGGCAGGCGCUGCAGGAGGGGGCGUACGUCAACGUCCAGGACGAGCUGGGCUGGACGCCGCUGACGUGGUCUGCCAUGCACCAUUCGUUGGGCCUCGUGCAGCUGCUCGCUCAGCACCUCGCGGACCCCUCCGCCGUGGAGGCCAGCGCCGAGGUCAUCCAGGACGCCGGCCUGGGGAAGCAGGACGGCCUGCGCGUCAGGCUGGCCGUGGGCGUGGCGCGCGCGCUGCUGGACGCGGCGCCCGUCCAGUGCCGUUCCUGCGGCGCUGUGCGGGGCAGGGCCCUCGGGGCCCGGGCCGAGGGCCAGGCGGCGCGCCCGCCCAGCGCGCGCCCCGCGCCGCCGGCGGCGAGCACCGCGCCCGGGGCCCGCGCCCGUGCUGGGGCGCUGGCCGCGCGCGUCGCUGGCGGGCCGCGCCCGAUGCCCGGCGUGGCCCGGUUGCUGCGGGGCGCGGCGCUGGGCGUCGCGGCCGCGCAGCCGCUGGCGUGGCCGCCCGCCCCUCAGGGCCCGCUGGUGGUCGGCGGCGUGGAGUUCUCCCGCGAGGAUGACCUGGAGAACGUCGAGAAGCUGUCCAACCUCUUCGGCAGUGUCUUUUACACCAAGGUGCUGAGCCCAGGGGACUCCUCCGUGGACGAGGCGUGGCAGGGCCUCUCGUCGGACAUCUGGGCGCUGGCGGAGCACGCCGCGCAGGCGCCGUCUCUGGCCCUUGCGGUGUCGAUGACCCUGUACAGCUACUUCUGGUGGGAGGGCCCCCACAGCGGCCAGCUAGACCUGCGCAGCGGGCGCCUCGCUGCCGAGCUGAUGUACGCCUCCCUGGGCCACAGCGGCUGCAGGGAUCGCGGGCUCUCCCUGCUGGAGUUCUUCGUCAGGCAGUGCCACAUGCGCUGGCGCUACCUGAUGAUGCUCCUCGGGGAGGUCGGCCGCCACCUGGUGCUGCAGCGGCGCGACCUGGCGGCCGGCGCGGAGGUGCUUGGCCAGGCGCGCGCCUGCUUCAGGGAGAUGGCGGGGCUGCCGCAGUUCGGCUCGGGCCCCGCGCCGAUGCAACUGCCUCACCAGGCCAACUUCAACGAGGACUACUUCCCCGCCGCGGUGGCCCGCCAGGGGCCAGUGUGGAGGAGCGGAGCGCAGGACGUGCCCAUGGCUGCCUUCCUGGAGGAGAACUUCCCCACGAUCCGCGCCGAGCUGGACUCCAUCCUGGCCGUGGAGGGGGCGUUCGACGGCCUCGACGCGCAGACGCGCAACGCCGAGACGCAGUUCGGGCCCCGCGGCGACGACUGGCUGACCGCGUACAUGGUGCGCAACACGGAGUUCUUCGAGCCCGUGUGUGCCCUCGCGCCCAGGACGUGCGCGCUGCUCCGCAGCAGGCCAGAGGUCGCCGGGUGCCGCAUGGGGGGCUCCGGCGCGGGCUUCCUGCGGAUGCGCCCGGGGGGCCGCCUGAAGCCCCACUUCGGCAACGCGCCGAGGCUGAGCGUGCACUUGGGCCUCAUUGUGCCGGAGGGGGAGAUUUUCAUGUCGGUGGGCAACGAGGUGGUGAGGUGGGAGGAGGGGCGGGCGCUUGUCUUCGACGACACGUUCAUACACAGCGUGACUCACAACGAGGCCAAGCCGCGGUACGUCCUCAACGUGUGGAUGUGCCACCCCUGCGACGCGGAGAACGGGAGGAUCAGGGCCAGGGCAAAAUGCAAGAUCAGGCAGCGAAGGCACCAGCGACCCCCCAUCGACCCAGGCCGCUUUUUUCCUCCUGCUCCUGCUCCUGCCGCUCCUGCUGCUGCUGCUGCUGCUGCUGCUGCUCCACAUCCCCUGACAUCCGCCGACCCGAUCUGUCCCGACCGCCCCCCCCGUGGGUGCGCCCUGGACCUCCCCUCCCCAGGCCCACUUCCGACGGCCCCCCGAGGCCCGAGGAUUCGCCCCAGGAGGCCGCGAGGCCGAGGCACACCUCCGCCAGCGGCCCAAAAAACCGCCUCGCGUCGGCGAGCUGGGCCCCUCUUUACGGCGGCGCGGCCGGGCGGGAGGCGAGGAAGGGGCGCGGGCCCUCUCGGGAGGCCCGGAAGCUCCCCGGCCUUCCGAGAAGCUGUCGAGGCCCUCACCGCAGACGCGGGGAGCUGCUCAGAGGGCCGGCGGGCGUCCGCGAAGCCCCGCCGCCUUCUGAGAGCGCCUUCUCCUUCUCGUCGGCGUCACGCCGACGUACUGACACUCUGUGUGCGUCGCCGCCCUCAGGGGCGACCCGCGCACCGAGACGUCUUGUAG
Molecule: messenger RNA, 2448 nt
Organism: Prorocentrum cordatum
Lineage: Eukaryota; Dinophyceae; Prorocentrales; Prorocentraceae
Source: the annotation of a GenBank genome assembly